This is a messenger RNA of Arabidopsis thaliana (thale cress), 1140 nucleotides long. RefSeq names its product F-box and associated interaction domains-containing protein. Bases 1 to 1140 code for a protein of 379 amino acids. The transcript has a single exon. Lineage: Eukaryota; Viridiplantae; Streptophyta; Magnoliopsida; Brassicales; Brassicaceae. The record is from RefSeq and is marked reviewed.
AUGCGUAUGUCUGCAGCUAUGUUUUCAUCCUUUCGAUGCAAGACGAGGUCUUCAAAGGUGAUGUUGAGAAGAGGAAGAAAAAGAAGAAGAAGAAUAGAAGACGCUUUGGUCGCGCCGGAGAUCCCUCUCGAUCUACUGAUCGAGAUUCUGACUAAAUUGCCUGCUAAAUCUCUUAUGAGAUUCAAGUGCGUCUCAAAGUUAUGGUCUUCUCUUAUCCGUUCCCGAUUUUUUAGCAACUGUUAUCUUACGGUCAAAACUCCACGGCGACCACCUCGUCUAUACAUGAGUUUGGUAGACCACCUCUUGUGUAAUUCACUGAUGGUUUGCCACUACCCAUGUGAGUCUGUACUGCUGUCGUCUAGUAGCAGUGCUGAGUCUUUGGAACAAAAUUUGACAAUUGCAGGGAUGGGAGGACGCAACAUGGUGGUUCUUCGCGGCUUGAUUCUAUACGUUGUUUGCAGAACGGCGUCUAUCUAUAAUCCCACCACCAGACAAAGUGUAACCUUACCUGCUGUCAAAUCCAACAUCCUUGCUCAAAAAUCCCACUGGAAUAGUCUCCUCUACUUUUUCGGAUACGAUCCUGUUCUUGAUCAAUACAAAGUAGUUUGCACUGUUGCACUAUUCUCAAAAAGGCUUAAGAGGAUAACCUCAGAGCAUUGGGUCUUCGUACUAGAACCAGGAGGUUCGUGGAAAAGAAUUGAAUUCGAUCAACCUCAUCUCCCUACGAGACUAGGAUUGUGCGUCAAUGGAGUUAUAUAUUAUUUGGCUUCCACUUGGAAGCGUCGUGAUAUCGUUGUCAGUUUUGACGUUCGGUCUGAAGAGUUCAGUAUGAUCCAAGGACCUCUUAAGGUGUCUGCAUUUUCUGAGUCUGUGGGAUUUAUAGAGUAUGGUGGAAAACCAGCUGUUUUUGAUUAUACCAUGAUGAAACAAACGGGUUUGGUGGACUUGUGGGUCUUGGAAGAUGCUGGAAAAUGGUCAAGGAAAUCUCUGGUUUUGCAGCCUUGUCAGAUGCAUUUAGUCGAUAAUGACAUUGAGUUUAAUGUGGAAGGUACAACUCAAAACGGCGAGGUUAUCUUGGCACCCGAAACGAUUAUUUCCCCUUAUUACAUUCUUUUUAUGACCUCCAAAAGAAUGAUAUGA